This is a messenger RNA of Xenopus laevis (African clawed frog), 3541 nucleotides long. RefSeq names its product retinoic acid receptor responder (tazarotene induced) 1 L homeolog (gene rarres1.L). The coding region runs from base 142 to 942 and encodes 266 amino acids. Gene Ontology annotation, molecular function: metalloendopeptidase inhibitor activity. The record is from RefSeq and is a predicted model, not a curated record. NCBI's taxonomy places the organism in Eukaryota, Metazoa, Chordata, Amphibia, Anura, Pipidae. The transcript has 6 exons.
ACAACCACCUUCAGAGGGGAGGACCCUGACAGAAUAAACGUUGAGGCGCAGACGAGUUGUGAUCAGAAGCGAGUGAUUGUGAGCGGAGGGAUCUACAGAGUGUACAGAGGAGCAGUAAAGUGACACCUGAGUAUUAGCACCAUGCAGCAGCAGCCGCUUCUCUGGCUCGUCACUCUCCUGCCCCAUGCCAUACAAGCGCUGCCAUUCGCCCUCUCCCCGACAACCUGGUCCGUCCGGGAGAUCCCAACGUCCCAGCGAGCGGCCAGGGAAGCGGCCAGGGUGGCAGUGCAGUAUCUCAACUACUACUCGGGCUCUCCUCACCAGCUUGUCUAUCUAGACGUGGUUAGGAAGGCGACCGUGAAGUCCAUUCCAGAGAUCGGAGACAAAUUCUACAUUGAAUUCACAACUAAGGACUAUCAGACCAAUCAGGAGGCUCGGGUAUGCACUGCAUCAGUUUUCUUCCGACAGAAACAGGCAAAGCCAGCUAUACAUAUCAACUGCACCACCAGCGGGAGCCUGACGAAGGCACGGGAAAAUGAUUAUAAUUUUUACAGGCAAAUGAAGAAACAAGUGACACCCAUUAGUGGAAAGGACAUUCCUGACAGUUUUGGGUUUAUUGAGCCCGAUAUGCUGCCCGUGUGGUACUUGGCCAUUAUGGGAAGCAGCUUUGUAGUGUGGGAAAAGACCACCGAGGAACGCAGUUACACUAUGGCACAGAUCAAGACCGUGCAGCAGCUGCCCCGGAAAGAUGAUUCGAUUGCUUUUGAUUACGACAUCCUCCUUCAUGAACUCCCAACAGAGGAAAUGAUAUAUUGCAGCCUCCAUAUUGUCUGGAUUCCCGGGAAGCCGCCCAAAGUAGAUUAUGAGUGUUCCCACAACGCUGAGAAUGGCUCCGGCACAGAAUCAGAAGAAGGAUCAACUUUCUUCGGGAAUUUCAAAUAGAACAAAGAAUGCUUGUCUUCUGUAAGAACCUAAUAUCAAGGUUUUUGAAAAUGAUACUUCUGAUUAUAAUGGUGGGAUAGCUUCUAGACUAGACAAAUAGGAACAGGAUUACUCCACCAGCUCCGUAGAUGCACUUACUAAUGCAGGACUUUAACUGCAGCCUGCUGAAAGGCACAGGAUGUAUUAAUACACCGUAUACACAAUACUCACACACUGGCUGCUCUCGCUAAGCUCCUUGUUACAUCUAUAGUGAUGUCAGCCAUUGUUUCACCCCACUUAUUUCCUGCCCUUCCUUGAGGUUCCCAAUAUAAUAAAUGGCUACAGAAAGAAAUGAGCACAAAUUGGAUGACACAGGAGAAAUAUAUAGAAUAUGUACACUUCUACUAUAACCUGCAGCUUCUAGACUACUAGUUACAACUGUAUGAGAAUGCCACUGCACUACAAUGUUAAAGGACACAUUUUGAGUGAAAAACAAGAAUGUGUUAGUGCAUUAUACAUUUAAAUAUAUAAGUAUAUAUUUUGUGCUUACAAAAGCAGUGUUUCUGGCUGAUUUAUUGAACAUUUCUGCAAAAAUCCUACUAGUUCUGCCCAUCUGUUCCACUUCCUGCUGCCUCCUUUCCCAGACUGCACUGUAGGACAGGAAUCAAUCAGCAGCUAGCUGUCCUGAACUGAAGCCUAUCUUUGCUUGUGUGACUGCAGGACUGUGAUUGGCUGUCCCCCUACUACUGUGGCUCUUGCAAGGAACAUAAGGACAACCCCACCCACAUUUGAGACACAUACAGGGACUUCAGCAGAUCUAUAGGGAGCUCCAAUAAAGGGGGCAUUUUUGAAGAUAUUAAUUUUUAGCCCCAAAACUAGCAGUUAAUUAUUGCCUACAACAUUUUUUUUUUUUUACAUAUGCUAUAUGUCUCCUUUAACAGAGAGCUUCUGCCCCGAUGAAAGUGUUUCAGCACCAAAACACUGACCUAAUAUAUAUCUGUUUUUCUUAAGGCAGUAAAUAAGAGGAUAUUACAGUCAGUUUCACCCAAUACUAAUUUGGGAUUCAAACAUACAUUGUGGUAUAAAAUAUAACCAAUACUCAUAAGGGUUCAUUUGUGAGGAGUGGUGGGAGAAGUGCAAGAGCAUAAUUUAAUGCUCAUUCCGAGCACUUCUUCCCCCAUUCUGGGGAUGUGGUCGGAGACACGAGGUGCAGACCACAGACGUAAAUGUCCCUUUAAGUAAAGUGGUGUGCAGCUUUAAAAAAUGAAUGGUUGAGGGAAGUGACAUUCCACUUUGGUCUUGUAAAAAAUGUUUCCCCCAGUAACACACCGUACACCAUGGUAAAAAAGUACAUAUUUGUUGUAGCCUAACAUCUAGCUGGAGUCUUCUUCAAUUACAUUAACUGCAAAGGCACAAAGAUAUAUCGAUUGACGUAGUUCCUUUUGCUCUAUUCAUUUUCUAAUGACAUUUUGUACCUGUAACGGCUCUCUCCGUCUUUCUUUCAUACAUAAAAGUGGGAGCUGCCAUUAUCCUGUGUUAUUUGAGGCUAUCUCCAUUAUUGUCACCAUCAUCAUCCUCCUCCUCCUCCAGGAAAUGUAAACUCCCAAAACAAAUCAAUGUAAAAUUGCUCCGAUUCUGAGCACUUUUGCAAUUUACAAACUUUUUUUUUUUUUAGUUUCCAAGAUAUAAAAUGUAAAUGCAUCCUACUUUAGUGUACUUUAAAGCUCUGCAUGAUUCACCAAUUGCAAAUAUGUAAUGGGUGACUAAUACUUUUAGGCUUGUACUGUCAGUGCAGCUGAAUCAUUGACUACUGUUACAUGGCAGGCUGCUGUGGCAGAAUCACAAUAAAACUGCCUGUACUCUGUGUUGGUCAAUUUGUCCAUUUUUUAUUCACCAUAUUGCAAGCACACUGAAAAUCUUUUUGGUUGAAAGAAAUAGUUAAUUUAAGCCAUUUGUUACUUUAUUGCCCUGCCCCCUGAUUAAAUUAUCAGCCUGAAGGUCACGUGGUUGGAUCUGACAAUUUGUAAAACUAAGGGGCAUGUUUACGGAGUUUGGAGAUAAGUCACUGGUGCAACCAAUCAGCAAUUAGAACACAAAAGCAAAGAUCUUAUUGGUUGCUAUGGGCAACAUCACUGGUGAUAUUCAUCUCCAAUAUUAGUAAACAUGCCCCAUAAUCUCUAAAAGGGGACCCAUGCCUGUACUUUAAGUUAAUAUUAUUAUUAUUAUUAUUAAACUACCUCUAUGAGGGCCUGAACAAUUGUUGAGCUGCAGCUCCCAGCACCCCUAUAUGGGAGGCUACAGUGAGACAAGUGGUACAUGCCCAAUUUAAAGGUAUGUCUGAUGCUGGGGACCUGCAGGGCAAUCACCAUCUUUAUUAAAUCAUGUUAUUGCAUCAUGGCUUUAAAGUUUCAUGUAAACUCUUAAGCUGGAAAUAGAACAAAGUGUAUAAAAAGCUAGUUAUAUAUACACUGCACUUUACUAGAGUGUAACACAAAGCCAUAUACUUACUAUAUUAAAAAUGUAAUCUAUUUUUUUGCACUAGAAAUGCUACAUUUAGAAAUAAACACCUGUGAAGAAUGGAAGUAUUUAAUAUGUUAAUAAAAUGACGUAUUCAUUUUAA